AGGCGCACUGUCAGACAGCGUGGAUCGUCAAGAAGCGCACUGUCCACUGCUCGGCUUAAGAGCACUUAAUCUGUCAUUAGCGAGGUAUUUUGAGACGGUGCACCAGCGACGGAUACCGGCUGGCUGUUAUAUCAGCCGUCCGAACCUCUCCUGGACAGUACAGCCGUACUUGUGAGCCUCGGCAGCGAAAUGGAGAUGGAGCACUUUGACGAGCGGGACAAAGGUCAGAGGCACAGCCGGUCUAGUGCGAAGAUGAACGGUGUUCCGAGUCCCACACACAGCGCCCACUGCAGUCUGUACCGGACCCGGACCCUGAAGACUCUGAGUGCGGAAAAGAGAGCCAAGAAGGUCCGCUUCUACCGCAACGGAGACCGAUACUUCAAUGGGAUUGUGUACGCCAUCUCCUCUGACAGGUUCCGCACCUUUGACGCCUUGCUGGCGGACCUGACCCGCUCCCUAUCCGACAAUGUCAAUCUGCCUCAGGGUGUCCGGACCAUCUACACCCUGGAUGGCUCCAAGAAGAUUACCAGUAUUGAUCAGCUGGUAGAAGGUGACAGCUAUGUUUGUAGCUCCACUGAAGCCUACAAAAAGUUGGAUUACACAAAGAACGUGAACCCCAACUGGUCGGUGAACGUCAAGGCUGCAGCGGCGGCGUUCCGCGGGCCUCCUUCUCUCGGCAGCACCAAGGCCAGCACCUUAGAGGGUCGCGAAAACAAGGACUUCAUCCGUCCCAAGCUUGUGACAGUGGUGCGGAGCGGAGUGAAGCCCCGGAAAGCAGUGAGGAUCCUCCUGAACAAGAAAACAGCCCAUUCCUACGAACAGGUCCUGACCGACAUCACUGAUGCCAUAAAGCUCGACUCUGGAGUGGUGAAGAAGAUUUACACACUGGACGGCAAACGGGUGUCGUGCUUGCAGGACUUCUUUGGCGAUGAGGACAUCUUUGUGGCUUGUGGACCAGAGAAGUUUCGCUACCAAGAUGACUUGAUGCUGGAUGAAAGUGAGUGUCGUAUGAUGAAAUCAUUGACCUAUGGGAGGAUGUCGGGCUCUCUGAACCGAGGCUCCCCCAGGACUGUUGUCCAAUCACUGCGCAGCAAGUCGCCUGCAUCUGUGAACGGGACGCCGGCCAGUCAGCUGUCAACCCCUCAUUCGGGAAAAUCUCCCAGCCCCUCCCCAACCAGUCCAGGCAGCCUCAGCCGACGCAGGGAAAAGGACAAAGCCGGGACUGAGAAUAGGCCGACUACUUCUUAGAAUCACUAGAAUAUGAAGAAAGCACAACUUCCCAGCAUCUUUAGUAUUUCAGAGGGGGGAGAGGCAUUAGACCUCACCUAGUGCUGCUCUUGGCUUCCAACAAGACAAUUAUUACUUUCAUUCAUAUAAUCUAGCACAUUUCCACAUUUUCUGGCCCGUAACUCGUUGUCCCUCAUGAAGACCUCUGUCUGCCUUUGGCAGCUCAACACUAAAUCAUGUUAUCACUGACUUAUUGAGAUCACCUGAUCUGUCAGUCAGUAAAUUGUGCAGUAUCUGAUGUAAAGGUGAGACUGACUGGCAAUGUGAGCAGUCUGCCCAAAUCUGCAGUGUGUUUUUAUUUUGCAGAAAUUGGAUUUCAUCUUUCUUCACCUACCGGGCUUUGCAUUGCAUUGCGUUGUAGCAUCUUUCAGCAAAAAGAAAAAGAUGCAAUCAGUACCAACUUCUGAUAUAGAAUUUCUUUUUUUUUUUAAUCAAGUCACUUAUUUUGUACUUGUCCAGUUGUGUAAAUGAUCUAGAAACACAUUUUGUACUAGUCUAUUUGAUUUUAUUUAUUUGAUUUUUUUUUUUGUCAUGUAUGCCUGUUAACACACCUUAAUCUGUUUUCUGUAGCUGACAGGAGAGAAAGAAUCUGAGCUCAUACUGUGUGCACCAUAUAAAAUGACUACUGUACAGAGCAGGAGCAUGCAACUCAAAGGGAAAACUUUGAAUUCCACAAUACCCCAUCUUGACCUCAUGUGCAGUGCGUGUGUGUGCGCGUGUGCAUAUGCUUGUGUCAGAGUAUUCGUUAAUCCAGUCUUUGACAGUGAUGUUGGUGAGCUUUUAAGAACAGCUCCAAUCCUAAUCACUCAGUUUUCUCACAGCAGCUUUUAAAUUUGCAGGAACAAAUUUACAGCCGACUGCUGUUUCUUUCUCCCUCCUAAAAAAACACUUACGUGCUCAGUUCACCUCACCCUCUGGAAUACAGAAAGAAAAAAAAAAAAAUAUAUAUAUAUAUAUAUAAAUAUAUAAAUAUAUAUGUAUAUGUAUGUGUGUGUGUUUCCACUUGCAUAUGUUUCAUGUUUUUCUAAAGCACAUUGAUUGAAACUCAGUGCACGUUCUGCCUGACUGCAGGGAUGCAGCUAUGAUGUAUGUUGUAACUAUUUAUUUACACCGGCGGUUUUUAUGGGCGGAAAGGCAGGGAGGUCAUUACCUUUUAUAUAAAUUAUAUGGCUGUGUGUAUGCAUGACUGUAUACUCUAAAGUAAGCUUUCAGGUUAAAGAAUCAAUUUCUUGGCUUUAAAGGAUUUAUUUUUGUGCUAUAUUCCAUGAACAUAGAUGGAUGGCACAGAGUCUGAAUCCAUCAGUGAGAUGUUAUAUUGAUGUGAUCUGAAGGUCACCCAGGAUAACGGCAACAGAUCAGAUUUGAGUCGUAGCUGCCGAUGUGUAACAGAGCUUCCACAUUCAUCUGAAUUAUGGAAUUGGGUCAUUGUAGUUUACAGUGUUGAGAGGAAAUGUGCCGGCUCGUGCGCACAUUUAUAAACUCUACCUCCCUUUCUGUGUUCUGGUUAAAUAAACGUGCCUCAGUCAUUGUAGAAAAUUGCACUUUCUGUCUCUUCCACAUAAUGAAAAUUCAGCGCUAGAGAAAAUAUUAAAAAAAAAAAAAAAACCCUCCCCUUUACUCUCCAAAUGCAACCACACAACCUAUCCUUUUGUUUCCACAGCCUUCUUAAAUUAGUUUUCUAGUGUAUUUCAGACCUCAGAGUUGCAGCGGUUACAUUCUAGCUGAGUGUCUGUUUCUCAAAGAGGGAUUAUUCCAGCCUCUACACCAAGCCUGCAAUGGCUUGACUGCUGUAAGGAGAGGAAGAAGCCUCACAGGCCAUUAUCGCUUCCCUCCACUCUGCAGCUCCACACUCUUCAGCCAUAUUACGAUGUAAUUCUCUUCUCCACUUCUUACUUCUUCUAUCUUCCCUGUUACAGAUUUCCUCCCUGUCCCUUCCUUCCCGACACCUUCUAAUUUCUCUUUUACAGCAUCUUCCAGUCAUUCUUACACCCUCACACCCCUCCCCACCCCCCUUCGCCUCCCCAUAGGAGUAGGGAAAGGGUAUUAACUUCAUGGGGAGAAAUUAUAUUCUGUCAUCUCCCUUAUAGAUUAUUUCUAAGCUUCUUUGAGAAGAAGGCACUGAGUCCACAUUUUGCACAUUUUCUCUCUUUCUUUGUGAGUAGUGUGUAAACAUGCGUGAAUAAUGAUAAAUGCACACCUCCCUAAACAAGCAAGUAACAUUCUCAAUCCUGAAGAGCGUAACUCAGUCAAACCUAAGUAGUAAUGUGAGGUUUAAAGUGGCUAAAAUACCACAUUCAAAGCUAUCAAAGACGAGGUUUAAGUGGUAAAAUGAAGGUUAAAUAAAACAAAUAAAAGGAAAAAAAAGCCGUAGUGCCUCGGUGACCUACUCCGAGUGUUGCAUUUAACAGUUCACCCCGCUGGACCCUGCAUUUAAACACUUAGAGGCUCUUUGCUGCCUGAAGUAGGUUGCUAGCACAUCUAGGACCAUCACAACCUAUUUCCCCAAGCAGAGCGUACAGACGUAGCAUUGCACCAUGGCUUUUUUUCCCCCUUUUAAUGCAUUCACGUCUGUAAGCAAACAGACACACACACACACACGCAUCUUCAGAGAAGCUGCACGCAGGGUAACUUCUGUGUUCGUGCAUGCUUCAGUGGAACACUUUUGUACAGAAAAUUUGUGCACAAGCGGUAGACGGUAGCUUCACGCACACUUACGCGUUGUUUUUUUUUUUUUUUUUUCCCUAAAUUUGAUUCUCUCUGUGACCCAUUUUUAUUAAAUGUCAAGUGAAGCAUGAAAGUGUGGUCUACACUCACAAAGUCGUCCCCCCAACCCCCUCCACUUUCAGCUUCUUAUGAGCUUUUCAAGGCCACUUGCCUCACUGAGAGCAUCCUAGAUUUCCAUAUUAAUUUUAUUUUAAUGUUUUCUAUAAGACUUACAGACACAUUAAUGCACAGGGGAACACACCCUCAACUUUGUUUUCUGUCAAUAACAGCUCUGAGGCAUAAUUCAAUGGGACGCCAAGGUCACUGCUCUUUCCUGUCUGUCUGCUCCAUUUGGCAUGAAAACAAAUAAACAGAGAUAUAUGGUUUAAAAAAAAAAACAAUGCAUUAAGAGGAGCGACUGACAGAUUGAAAGGCGACACAAAUGGAAGGUCUGUGCUGCAGCAGCUGUGAUACAUUCAUCAGCGUCUAAGAGAAACAAAGUGCUGAUUGUUAUCUGUAGUAUCACCUUCAUCCUCCUCUCACCAUUCAUCCAUUCUUGUCUAUAAUCCAUUGAAUUGCAUGCUCCGUCUCAUUCUUAGCGUUUAUGUUAUGUGUUGGGUGAUUCAUUAUUAAAUUAUUUGUGUGUGAGUAUGUGUGAAAGAGAGAAUGCUGACUGAAGGGGAACGUGUGCGUUAUGAACUUCUUAUUAAUGUCUCAUCCAUUCCCAUGAGUGUGUUGUUGCUAAAGAUUGUAUUUGUUAUUUUUGGUUGUAAUAUAUUUCUUAUUUUAUGUUGUGUUCAUGUCAUUAGCCGGCUUGUUUCUGUGACUACCAAAAAGACCGGCUGCAUCACGUGAUGGACUGAAUGGAAACAGUGAUUUUUUAAAAUUUUAUUUAUUUUAAAACAAAACAACAAAAUCAGUCCUCCAAAUUAUUCACUGAUGAUUCAAAUACCACUCAUAUCUAAAAGGGCUUCCUGAUCAUUUUGGCACUUUCCAUUAACAGAUUUUUGUAAACAUGUCAAUUAUCGAUAUAUUUUCGUGGUUCCGUCAUCGUGAUGCUGCUUUCUCUUCUUGGCUCAUUUGUUUUUGUUUGCUAAAUGUAUUCAUUUUCAUUUGCUGAUGUCCUCAUUAAAUUCAUUGCCAUUUCA
Archocentrus centrarchus (flier cichlid) is the source of this 5138-nucleotide messenger RNA. It is a transcript of the gene dclk1a, whose product is annotated as doublecortin-like kinase 1a. The transcript has 7 exons. Gene Ontology annotation, biological process: retina development in camera-type eye; axoneme assembly; protein phosphorylation. Lineage: Eukaryota; Metazoa; Chordata; Actinopteri; Cichliformes; Cichlidae. Gene Ontology annotation, molecular function: ATP binding; protein kinase activity. The record is from RefSeq and is a predicted model, not a curated record. Bases 190 to 1248 code for a protein of 352 amino acids. Gene Ontology annotation, cellular component: axoneme.